This is a messenger RNA of Alosa sapidissima (American shad), 5615 nucleotides long. RefSeq names its product forkhead box J3 (gene foxj3). NCBI's taxonomy places the organism in Eukaryota, Metazoa, Chordata, Actinopteri, Clupeiformes, Clupeidae. The coding region runs from base 370 to 2232 and encodes 620 amino acids. Gene Ontology annotation, molecular function: DNA-binding transcription factor activity, RNA polymerase II-specific; RNA polymerase II cis-regulatory region sequence-specific DNA binding. The record is from RefSeq and is a predicted model, not a curated record. Gene Ontology annotation, biological process: regulation of transcription by RNA polymerase II. Gene Ontology annotation, cellular component: nucleus. The transcript has 12 exons.
UUCCCGGAUGUUGGAUGGUGAGAGAAAGACGAACUGGAAAGGCGGAGAAGCCGAGGGACGCCACGGACACACCGGUUAGGGGACAGCGGCCAGAGCCCACCAACAACGGACUGCAGAGACUCUUUAACUGAAAGAAAGGAAACUUUUCCCGCUAUUAAACAGAAGAUAGGGGAGGGGAAUUUAUCUAACUCCACCUGGACUGAUCCCGAACAGCAAGACUGCCAGUUGACACAGCCAGGGUCUAACACCAGGUGGACCGUUCCCGUCACAGCUCGUGGUCUCGUGGUCUGAGGGAGUUCUCUCGCCCCCUCCUCCUCCUCCUGGUCCCCACCCCGUCCUGCCCCCCCCCCCCCACGUCCAGCCGUUGCCAUGACGUCUGAGCUGGAGAGCAGCCUGACGUCAAUGGACUGGCUGCCGCAGCUGAGCAUGCGCGCGGCCAUCCAGAAGGCGGACGCGCAGAGCGGCCACCUGGCCGGCGUGGCGAAGAAGAGUGGUGGCGGCGGCGUGCUGGACCCGCACACCACGCUGGACCAGGACGAGGCGCAGCAGCACAAGGACGGCAAGCCGCCCUACAGCUACGCCUCCCUCAUCACCUUCGCCAUCAACUCCUCGCCAAAGAAGAAGAUGACGCUCAGCGAGAUCUACCAGUGGAUCUGCGACAACUUCCCUUACUACAGAGAGGCCGGCAGUGGCUGGAAGAACUCCAUACGGCACAAUCUCUCCUUGAACAAGUGUUUCCUCAAAGUGCCUCGCUCCAAAGAUGACCCAGGAAAGGGUUCCUACUGGGCCAUAGACACAAACCCAAAAGAGGACGCCCUCCCCACAAGACCCAAGAAGAGGCCACGCUCUGGAGAGAGGGCCUCUACUCCGUACAGUCUGGAACAGGAGUCGUUGGGAAUGGACUGCAUCAUCCCUGGAAGUGCCUCUCCAACGCUGGCAAUCAACACUGUGACUAACAAGGUGGCGCUGUACAACCCAGAGCAGGACGGCAGUGACAGCCCCAGGAGCAGCCUCAACAACAGCCUGUCUGACCAGAGCCUGGCCUCAGUCAACCUCAACAGCUAUACACCGGUGUCCACCCAUGCGGAGGCUGUGUCGCAGGUGUCCCAGCCGUUGCCUCUGCAGCAGGCGCCCCAGCCCCAGUACAGCAUCCCAGAGAGAGACAAGCAGCUGCUCUUCUCCGACUUCGAAGAUCUCAGUGCCUCCUUCCGUAGCCUGUACAAGUCUGUGUUUGAGCAGUCCUUCAGUCAGCAGGGUUUGAUGGGCAUGCCCUCGGAUUCGUCCGCACAGCAGACACACACUUCGUGUUCCUACCAGCACUCCCCAAGCAGCAGCACACACUCCCACACACACACUCACGCCCACACACACUCACACACACACAGCGGCCAGAACAACACCACCAACUCCCACCCCAACUCCAUCCCCACCAGCGGAAGCCAAAUGCCCCUGUCCCAUUCUCCCCAUCCUGCCCAUGGGUCCCCUCACACACACACACACCCGCAGCACCUGCCCCCCCACGCCCAGCACGGCGGGCACGCCACACACACACAGCACACGCAGCACACACAGCACAGCCAGCACACACACACCCCGCACACACACGCACACACACACGCACACACUGCACUCUCGGCCCAACAUGGGCAGCAGCACCAGCAGCAGCUGGUCCAUCAGAGCCACGCCACGCAACAGCAGAUGCCCUGCAGCAACGCUGGACUCCUCAGUGACUGGUACCCCAGUCUGGAUGCUCUGAAGGAGAGCUGUCGCAUCGCCAGCAGCUACAACUGGGCCGAUGUGGACCUGUCACCCUUCCAAGGUCUGAAGGAGAGCAUGCGCCAAGCGGAGCUGAAUAACUGGUCUCUGGAGCCGACCCAGAUUGCUGACCUCUGCUCCUCCAUCAACCAGUUCUUCACCCGCACCGGCGUCAUCCCACCACAGGGGGCAGUGCCGCCAGCAGUCUGCCACGGAGCCAUGCACCCCAACAAACCCAGCCAGCACAUCAACACAGGAAACAUGUACAUGGACAGCAGACAGACCAUGUCCUCCAUGAUGGGGCCUCCCGGCUAUCCCCACAUGCCCCCCAUGAGCAGCGCGGGGCCCACCAUGACCCCCCACGGUCAUCUUCCCCAGAUGAAUCAGCAGCACAUGAUGCCUCCUGGAAACUUCCAGAUGCGGCAGAUGCCAGCCGACGACAUCCAGGACGACUUUGACUGGGAUUCCAUCGUCUAAACUCUCCUCUUACUCUCUCUCACACACACACACACACACACACACACACACACACACACACACACACACACAGCCCAGCGGAGCAGCCCAGGAGAGAUGACUGAUCUGCUGCCAGAGUGGGAAGACAACACAGGAUGGACAGACAGAAUGAUAGAUGGAUAGAUGGAUGAACUGAAGGGCUGGUUGGGACUUCUCCCCCCAAAAAAGAAAGAAAAAAAGAAAAGGUGAAAUGCACCAACGGAGAGAAAGAACAGGAACUAGUGACUUGACUAUCCCGGGGUUUUUAUGAGAAAACAGAACUGAAAAAAAAAAAAUGAUGUUCCUUUGAAGACAAUCACAUUUACUAGCGGUUUGUUUAAGUGAUGACUAUGUCCUCCGUGGUCCGUCCUACAGCCUCCGCCCCCCAAACACCCGCCUCUUGUGUGCAGCUGUGCCCCAACCCCCCCCGCCCGCCUGGUGCUUCUUUCUCUCUCUCUCUCUCUGUCUCUCACACACACACACACACACUCCGCAUCGUCCCUCUUCCUGUCUCUUAUCUCUCUCCCCACACACACACACACACACUCCACAUCGUCCCUCUUCCUGUCUCUGCCUCCGCAGCCUCUCCCUCUGACUCACUCUCACACACCCUCAGCCAGGUGACAUCUCCACAAACACACACACAUUCAAACACACUCAUACAUGCACACAUACACACUCAUUCACUCUCUCUGUCUCAUAAGGUCUGUCUGAUGUCAAUCAGGAUUGCCAUGGGCAUGUAUAAUUAGACAUUAUGGGUUGGUGUGUGUGUGAGUGUGAGCGGCACCAAGGUCUGCAAUGGUAAUCUGGAUGUAGCCAAACUCUUCUCCCCUUUGCCCCUCCUGGGGGUAUCCCCCUGCCCAAUGCCCCCCCUGUGGGGUAUCCCCCUGCCCUCUGCCCCUCCUGUGGGGUAUCCCCCUGCCCAAUGCCCCCCCCCCUGCCCUCUGCCCCUCCAACCUGACCCAAACCUUUCCAGAUCAAGACUGGCCUGUAAAGCAAUCAUCAUGAUCAGUAUUUGUGCCGUUCGCAAUCAGUUCUGCCCUGCAGACAUGUAGUGUGUGUGUGUGUGUGUGUGAGUGAGAGAGGGAGAGAGUGUGAUAUUAUGCAUGUAAUGUUUGUACACCAUACUGGAGUAAUGAUCAGAGUUGUCCCGUGAUGAGCACAAAGCAAUUUCACAGGGUUCCAAGGUGUGUGUGUGUGUGUGUGUGUGUGUGUGUGUGUGUGUGUGUGUGUGUGUGUGUGUUUCAUAUAGUAUGAUUUGCACAGGGGCAGGUUUGUGCUAAUGGGCCAGAGACAAUCAGAAGGUCUUUGUUGUGUUUGGGUUACUAUGGUGAUCUGGACAGUCAGACUCUAAUCAUGCACAUCUCAAACUGGCAGGGUCACACACACACACACACUCCUGAUCUGUUGUGUCACAGUCAUCCUGGUGGGCAGUGCACUGUGGUUUCCUGACAAUGUGCCCAGAACUAAUCAUGAUACCCAUCUAAGAGUUCCCUUGUGCUGAUGACGUGUUAAUGUGUGUGUGAGACUGAGAGUGUGUGUGUGUGUGCAGGUUUUCAGAGACGUUAGUGCCAAAUGUAGAGCAGGGGUGUCAAACAAGGUCUGGGGGCCAGAUCAGCCCGCCAGUAGGUUUAAUACGCACCCCCAGAUCAGCCCGCCAGCAGGUUUAAUACGCACCCCCAGAUCAGCAGGUUUAAUACGCACCCCCAGAUCAGCCCGCCAGCAGGUUUAAUACGCACCCCCAGAUCAGCCCGCCAGCAGGUUUAAUACGCACCCCCAGAUCAGCAGGUUUAAUACGCACCCCCAGAUCAGCAGGUUUAAUGCGCACCCCCAGAUCAGCCCGCCAGUAGGUUUAAUACGCACCCCCAGAUUAGCCCGCCAGCAGGUUUAAUACGCACCCCCAGAUCAGCCCGCCAGCAGGUUUAAUACGCACCCCCAGAUCAGCAGGUUUAAUACGCACCCCCAGAUCAGCCCGCCAGCAGGUUUAAUACGCACCCCCAGAUCAGCAGGUUUAAUACGCACCCCCAGAUCAGCCCGCCAGCAGGUUUCCUGAUGGUUUGUGUAGGAAGGGAAAUUAGAAAGAAAAGAUAUUCGCGUCCAGUUGUCUUCAACAAUUUGUAAUUAGCCAUUUCUGUGAUAAAUCGAUUAAACCAAACAAACUACAAAAGCUACAAACUACAAAGCAUCCUCAGGAAGGAAGAGGCCAACACCUGACAUGGAAGUGUUCGCAGGGCAGGAUAGACCGCAGUAGAUGAUCUGUAAGCUACUAGUUUACGGCAGGCUUGUGCAAAACCUGACAUUGAAGUGUUCGCAGGGCAGGAUAGACAGCAGUAGAUGAUCUGUAAGCUACUAGUUUGCGGCAGGCUUGUGCAAAAUUCCAGAAUUGAAUUGAAACUGGCUCUUAAAUUCCAAUUCAAUUCUUGAAUUUCACUUGCAUUUCAAUAGAGGUAGCAAACAGGAAGCAGAAUUGUGCACAACCCUGGUUUGCGGGUGAGUAGAGGAUCAUCAAACACAACUCUGAUGCCCAUGCAGAAAAAUGAUCAUGAAAAUGACAAUGACCACAACCCCCCACGAGGUCUCAUUCCAACAAAUCCGGCCCGCUGCCUAGUAGGAGCUGACACCCCUGAUGUAGAGUGUUGAAAUCAGGAGAUGCAAGUUUAUGGUGCAUCUGAUUUGUACUAGUAAAUCAUUUUCCUAACAAUUGCUAACAAACUGUAGCAUCUGGAAAUGCAUUCAACUUGGUAUGUACUUAGAUGUGACGUCAUUUCCUGUCACCAGUUACCACUUAUGAGACAAAUGGAAUGUGUGAACUGCCCUCCCUGUCACCAGUUACCACUUACGAGACAAAUGGAACGUGUGAACUGCCCUCCCUGCUGUUGCGUUGCAGUGUGGAGGUAGUCACUCCUGGCCGGCUCUGCGUUGGCCGGCUCUGCGUUGGCGUGGUCGGCCGGCUCUGCGUUGGCGUGGUGGGCCGGCUCUGCGUUGGCGUGGGCCGGCUCUUCGUGCCCACGGGGAGUGACUGCCAGGCUGAGGUAGGAGAGUAGCUGUGUCCGAAACAGAAGGCAGCUGUCUAACGAGUCACUUGCCGUAGCGGGCAUCAGGGUACCAGUUGUAAACUUUGUUUCGGACGGCCUAGCAAGAUAGCAACACAGAAUGCUGUUGCCGUGACACCCGAAAGCAGAAUAACGUAACGUUUCACUGCACAGCUCUUGGCAUCUCUCAGCUGUUGCUAGUUACCAACAGCUGCUCAUAAUUAGAUAACAUUUUGGACGUUGAAAGCAACAUGAAAUUCGUCACAACGAAGGUAUCUUAGAAGGCAGCAUUUUAUACCAAUAUGUGAUUCGGACACGACUCGAUGCCUUGUC